CAAGCGGAGCGGAUUUCAGUGACAGGAGCUAAGCCUAAAAUACAUUGAUGCUUUUCCCGCCACUCCGGUAAACUUCCAUCUGCCUCGAAUUUAGUUUGGCAAAGUUCCAAAAAAAUAGUUGGGAGUGAUUUGUGAAUUGACUAAAAGGGUUGAAUUUAUUGUGGUAAAGAGUUCUUCAUUCAACUGCUGAGGAGAGAAUCACUCUGCUUAUUCAUUGACGGCAUUUUUCUGAAACUUUUUGGUGGUAGUGGAAGCUUUUGCUUGCACCUAGAAAAAAAUUAAAAUGUACGAUACUUUUCUUAAAUUUCCCAGGUAUUAUCAAUAUGAGCGGAAAAAGAGUGUAUCUAAUGAAGCAUACAUCGAACAGAUUGCUCAAAGAGACAACGAAGAGUUCGCUCAGGAAUGUGUUCGGAUCCAUAACCGUUACAGAGCUCAACACGGAUGUCCCCCCUUGCACCUUUCAUACUCAAUUUGCGCCGUUUCACAGGAAUGGGCCAACCGAAUAUCUAAGGAGGAUGACUUCCAUCACAGCAACAACCCACAAUAUGGAGAGAACCUAUUUGUCGUUUACAUGAGCAAUAACUCCGUGCCCACGGUGACAGCGCAACAAGUGGUUGAAUCCUGGUAUUCAGAGCAUGUGUUCUAUCCUUUUGACGGUCAUAUCACACGGGAUAUAAUUUCAAAUGCCGGACAUUUCACCCAAGUAUUAUGGAAAAACAGCAGAGAGCUGGGCAUUGGAAAAGCCAUCAGCAAAAACAACAGACUAUACGUCGUGGCAAACUACUAUCCUGCAGGGAAUAUCCUCAGGAGGUUCACAGAAAAUGUUCCACCCAAAAUUCAUAACUACUCCCACAUGCCCCAUUACUACAGCAGGAGAAUAUCAAGUAGAAGGUUAGAUAUGGAUACAUUAGCAGAAGACUUGCACGUACCCCAGUACCGCAGAUCUUCAAGUCGGAACUUAGAUAUUCAAUCUGAAAUUUCAACUGGAAAUUUACACGCGCCUCAUCAGUAUACUAGACGAGUUUCUAGUAGGCGACUUGAUACAUCAAUAGAAACUUUGCAUGUGCCGCACUUUUAUAACAGGAGGAAUUCAAGUAAGCAUCUUGAAACUGAGGAUUCUUCAGCAGAAACUUUGAAUGUACCUCAGUAUUAUAACAGCAGGAGAAAAUCAAGUAAGCAUCUUGAAGCUGAUGAUUCAUCAGCAGAAACUUUGAAUGUACCUCAGUAUUAUAACAGCAGGAGAAAAUCAAGUAAGCAUCUUGAAGCUGAUGAUUCAUCAGCCGAAACUUUGAAUGUACCUCAGUAUUAUAAUAGCAGGAGAAGAUCAAGUACUCGGUUUGAUGAUAAUGGCUCGACUGAAAAUCUGUAUGUACCGUCUCAUAAUAAUCGUCGUGCCUCAAGGUGUCAAUUCGAUUUUGAUGAUUCAGUAGAAACCUUAUAUGUACCCCAGUACUACAUUCGAAGACCUUCAAACAGACUUCUGAGCGUUGAUACUUAAACAAAAAAAGUGGAAUUGAUAGGAAUACCUUAAAAGGUACUUUGAACAUUCAGGGAAUCAGGCAUAUUUUUAUAAGUGCCAAAAUUGAUACUGUAUUAAUCUUCUUUAAUAAAGGAA
Molecule: messenger RNA, 1615 nt
Organism: Argiope bruennichi
Lineage: Eukaryota; Metazoa; Arthropoda; Arachnida; Araneae; Araneidae
Exons: 5
Coding region: 284-1498 (404 amino acids)
Cellular component (GO): extracellular region
Source: RefSeq, a predicted model, not a curated record